Messenger RNA from Nicotiana tabacum (common tobacco), 1098 nucleotides. RefSeq lists its product as uncharacterized. The record is from RefSeq and is a predicted model, not a curated record. Gene Ontology annotation, molecular function: zinc ion binding. NCBI's taxonomy places the organism in Eukaryota, Viridiplantae, Streptophyta, Magnoliopsida, Solanales, Solanaceae.
AUGGAAACAGUUCGUUUGGAUUUGGGUUGUAAUGUUAGUUAUUGGAAGUGUAUGAAGGGAGGUCAUAUUGUAAAGGCUAUGGGAUUUUUGUUUAUGAGGAAAGUCAUAGCUAUUGAUGGGACAUUUUUGAUGGGAAAGUAUCGUGGAGUGUUGUUGUCUGCCGUGGCACAAGAUUCAGAGAACCAUAUUUUUCCUGUGACAUUUUGUGUAGUAGACAAGGAGUGUGAUGCCGCAUAUGAAUAUUUUUUUGAACAAUUGUCUAGCAUACACCCCGACAGCGUUGAGUUGUGUAUAAUUUCUGAUAGGCACAUAAGCAUAGCAAAUGGGAUCUCAAAAUUUUACCCUCAGGCUCAUCACGGAUUUUGCAUGAGGCACCUUGCUGAAAAUCUUCGCAAAAAAUUUCAUUGCGGAGAUUUGCUUCACCAUUAUUAUUCCGCAGCUAAAGCAUAUAGGAUUGAUGAGUUCAAUGAUCAUUUUCAACAAAUCAAAGAUAACGAUGUAAGAGUUGCCAAAUAUCUUGAGGAGGAUGUUGGGUUUCACAAAUGGAGCAGAGCGCACUUCCCUAGUAACAGGUAUGAUGUAUUGACCACAAAUAUUGAUGAGUCUGUUAACUCAAUGUUUCUACUCGAAAGAGAAUUCCCCAUCACUGCCCUAUUCGAUGCUAUUAAUAGGAGGUUUGCUCAAAAAUUCCAUGAGAGGCGUAUGCAGUUCCUCGACACUCCAACCAUUUGUGUCCCUUCAGUUGAAAAGAAGAUUAAUAAAAAUGCAACAUUUGGCAACAAGCUAUUGGUCCAUCCAAUAAGGCAACAAGUGUUCAGCAUCACCGGUCAUGGUGCGGUUGCAAAGGUUGAUCUACACAACAGAACAUGUUCUUCCAGAGAGUUCGACCUAGACAAAAUACAUUGCCCACAUGCUAUGGCAACCCUUAGAGUUGAGUUUGGUGAUCAAUACGGAACAAGCAUUUAUGACUAUACUUCUGACUUUUAUUAUAUAGACACAUACGUGAAUGCAUAUGUCAUAGAAAUUAAUCCAGUGCCUUCUGAAGAAUGUUGGGAUGUUCCUCCGGAGCUUGUUGAGAGAAAAAUACCUCCACCUUAA